AUGGCGCGGGAGGAGCUGUCGACGGAGAUCGUGAACCGCGGCGUGGAGCCGUCGGGCCCGGACGCCGGGUCGCCGACCUUCUCGGUGCGCGUGCGCCGCCGGCUGCCCGACUUCUUGCAGUCGGUGAACCUCAAGUACGUGCGGCUCGGCUACCACUACCUGCUGAGCCACGGCGUGUACCUGGCCACCAUCCCGGUGAUCGUGCUGGUGUGCGGCGCCGAGGUGGGCAGCCUCAGCCGCGACGAGCUGUGGCGCAAGGUGUGGGACGAGGCCACCUACGACCUCGCCACCGUGCUCGCCUUCCUCGCCGUCCUCGCCUUCACCAUCUCCGUCUACAUCAUGUCCCGCCCCAGGCCCAUCUACCUCAUCGACUUCGCCACCUACAAGCCCGCCGACGAACUCAAGGUGUCCAAGGCGGAGUUCAUCGAGCUGGCGCGCAAGUCGGGCAAGUUCGACGAGGAGAGCCUGGCGUUCCAGGCGCGGCUGCUGGCCAAGUCCGGCAUCGGGGACGAGUCCUACAUGCCGCGCUGCGUCUUCCAGCCCGACGCCAACUGCGCCACCAUGAAGGAGGGCCGCGCCGAGGCCUCCGCCGCCAUGUUCGCCGCGCUCGACGAGCUCUUCGACAAGUGCCGCGUCCGCCCCAAGGACGUCGGCGUGCUCGUCGUCAACUGCAGCCUCUUCAACCCCACCCCCUCCCUCUCCGCCAUGAUCGUCAACCACUACAAGAUGCGCGGCAACAUCCUCAGCUACAAUCUGGGGGGCAUGGGCUGCAGCGCGGGCGUCAUCUCCAUCGACCUGGCGCGUGACAUGCUCCAGGCCAGCGGCGCUGGGCUCGCCGUCGUGGUGAGCACCGAGGCCGUGUCAUUCACGUGGUACGCCGGGAAGCGCCGGUCCAUGCUCAUCCCCAACGCCUUCUUCCGCGCCAAGUACCAGCUGGAGCACGUGGUGCGCACGCACAAGGGCGCCGACGACCGCGCCUUCCGCUCCGUGUACCAGGAGGAGGACGAGCAGCGGAUCAAGGGCCUGUCCAUCAGCCGCGACCUGGUGGAGGUCGGCGGCCACGCGCUCAAGACCAACAUCACCACCCUCGGCCCGCUGGUGCUGCCCUUCUCGGAGCAGCUCCUCUUCUUCGCCGGCGUGCUGUUCCGCCACCUCUACCCGUCCAAGACGUCCACCCCGCCGCCGCCGGCCGCCAACGGGGACACCUCGGCCGCCGCGCCCUACAUCCCGGACUUCAAGCGCGCGUUCGAGCACUUCUGCAUGCACGCGGCCAGCCGCGACGUGCUGGAGCACCUGCAGCGCAACCUGGGCCUCCGCGACGCCGACCUGGAGGCCUCCCGCGCCGCGCUGCACCGCUUCGGCAACACCUCCAGCAGCAGCAUCUGGUACGAGCUGGCCUACCUGGAGGCCAAGGGCCGCGUCCGCCGCGGCGACCGCGUGUGGCAGCUCGCCUUCGGCUCCGGGUUCAAGUGCAACAGCGCCGUGUGGCGCGCCGUCCGCCGCGUGCGCCGCCCGUCCAGGAGCCCGUGGCUGGACUGCGUCGACCAGUACCCGGCGCGCAUGGACGCCUGA
Messenger RNA from Triticum turgidum subsp. durum (durum wheat), 1572 nucleotides. Lineage: Eukaryota; Viridiplantae; Streptophyta; Magnoliopsida; Poales; Poaceae. The record is from the annotation of a GenBank genome assembly.